AUGGCCAUUGCAUCUUCGGAGAAUUGUUCUGCUGAUUUGAUCGGUGCGGCAAUUGCUGGAAGUUUUGGCUUCAUUGUCACUGUCUACAAUAUGAAAACUUACAAGAGGAGGAAGCGUCAAGGAAAAAAGAAGGUUCUUGAGUCACAUCAAGAUGCUCAUAACCAGAAUCUGGUUGGUGUAAGGGUUAAAAUUUGGUGGCCACAAGAUGCUGAGUAUUAUGAAGGUGUUAUUGAUUCUUUUGACUCGGUUACAAAGAACCAUACGGUGUUAUAUAAUGAUGGAGACAUGGAGACUUUGACUCUUGGGGAUGAGAAAUGGGAGAUUGUCAAAGAUGAUGAUUCAGAAGAAGAACAUGUUGUAAAGAAGAAGGCAUGUUGUUGAUCUUAAAUUUUCUUUUCCUUUUUUUGCCAUUUAUUGUUCUCUUAUUGAUUAUGUUUACUUGAACAGGAGGGUGCAAAUGAAAGCCUAG
Molecule: messenger RNA, 469 nt
Organism: Impatiens glandulifera
Lineage: Eukaryota; Viridiplantae; Streptophyta; Magnoliopsida; Ericales; Balsaminaceae
Product: sister chromatid cohesion protein PDS5 homolog D
Exons: 5
Coding region: 1-381 (126 amino acids)
Biological process (GO): DNA repair; mitotic sister chromatid cohesion
Cellular component (GO): nucleus; chromatin
Source: RefSeq, a predicted model, not a curated record